Messenger RNA from Aphanomyces invadans, 798 nucleotides. RefSeq lists its product as hypothetical. The record is from RefSeq and is a predicted model, not a curated record. Gene Ontology annotation, biological process: protein peptidyl-prolyl isomerization. Gene Ontology annotation, molecular function: peptidyl-prolyl cis-trans isomerase activity. The coding region runs from base 15 to 656 and encodes 213 amino acids. NCBI's taxonomy places the organism in Eukaryota, Oomycota, Saprolegniomycetes, Saprolegniales, Verrucalvaceae. The transcript has a single exon.
UAAUUCUUAACAGGAUGAAUCGGAUGCGUCGGCAAGUCGUAGGAUCUCUGGCCGCGCCAGUCCGUGCCGGUGCCCGCGGCUGGGGCUGGUACCACCUAGCAGUGAAGAAGAUGAACGCUCCCAAAGCUGCGUCACUGGCGUACGACUUUGCGGUCCCGGAAUCGGCGACCCCGCGUCCUCGUGCGUUCCUCGAUGUGAAGAUCGGCAACACCGAACCGGAAAAGGUCGUGAUCGAACUCGCAUCUGACAUUGUGCCAAAGACGGCCAGCAACUUCUUGGAGCUCGUCAAAUCUGGCAAGUACAAGAACACUCCGUUCCACUUGGUGCAGAAGAACAACUACGUGUCCGGAGGCGACAUUACGCACGGCAACGGCCAAGGCGGCAUGACGGCCAGCGGCGCGCGCUACUUUGACGACGAGAACUUUGCCUUGCGCUAUACGGAACCGGGGGUUGUUGGCAUGGCGAACUCGGGUGUAAACACGAAUGGGUCGCAGUUCUUCAUCACGAGCAAGCCGAUGCCGCACUUGAACGGCCGCAACGUCGCAUUCGGUAAGGUUGUCGACGGCCUCGACGUCGUGCGAAAGAUCGAAAACGUGUACAGCGUCAAGGGCAAGCCGUUGACAGAAGUUGUCGUUGUCGACUGCGGCCUCUUGUAAGCGACCAAGGACACAGUAUGAUAUAACAUGAAUAGAACCACGCGAGAUGAUAGACUCGUCCAGGCACACGUCGUCGUCGGUCUCGUGGAUGGAAUGCUGCGAAGGAUGGAUUCCCCAUGUCAGUAGGAGGUCGAGACCCGAG